AUGUCCCCUAAAUUCAUGUCCAAUUCUGAUGAAGAGGACCAUGAUACUCAUCACCACACUUAUUGGAAAGUAUCGAAUGUCACUCAUCCAUAUGCAAUAAACCCGAACAACAAGACCACAAGACAAUGUUCAAUUCUCUUUUAUGUAUACAAAGACAUUUCUCCUCCCAUCCAUCUGUACUACCGUCUAACCAAUUUUUACCAGAACGAAAGGGAGGAUGCAAAGGUUUCACAAAGUCAAAUUCCUUCGUCAUCUAUCCAUGCGGGCUGGUCGCGAAUUCCAUUUUUAAUGAUUGAUACAUCACAGUCAACAGUUGCUACCUAUAAUAUCACAAAUAUUACUUAUAAUUUUACUUCUACCGGUAUUGCGGCGCCCGGGGACAGUUCAAAGUAUGGUAAGACGCAUUAUAGUUUGUCGGAGAUCAGGCCACCACCAAAUUGGGAGCAUAGAUAUCCCAAUGGAACGUACACGGAGGCUUUCCCCCCAAUAAAUCCAGCGGAAGACGAGCAUUUUCAAGUUUGGAUGCGCAUUGCUGGCCUCCCGAAUUUUCGAAAAAUAUAUGGAAAGAAUGAUUCGGGUGUGCUGACGGCCGGUUAUUACCAAAUUGACAUUGAUACAG
Acaulospora colombiana is the source of this 619-nucleotide messenger RNA. NCBI's taxonomy places the organism in Eukaryota, Fungi, Glomeromycota, Glomeromycetes, Diversisporales, Acaulosporaceae. The record is from the annotation of a GenBank genome assembly.